GUCCGACCGUUGUGGGAAAGAGGAUUCACGACGGGGAUGAAGUUCCAGCACCAGGCGCGGGAGGGCUGGCAUUCGGGAAAAUGCUUCCAGUGUGUGCGUCUUUGAGGCACUCGCUCGCCCUCGGGUCGCCAUUCCGUUCUGCUGCGCUCGGCAAUGCUUCUCGAUUGCUGUCCCCUCGUGUCGCGCGCACGCUGGGAACCAGAGGUGCCUGGAAUUAUGGGUUCCAGGUCGGUGGACGACCGUGCUAUGGCCGCGCGGGUUUAAGGCUGUCGAAUUCAUGCUUUUCCGGAGAUGUCGUUCUGGUGGAAGAGUCGAAAGCACGGCUCUCCGACGGCGAAGAACAAGAGCACGAGGAGGAUGAGGUGCAGAGAGAAGCGGUGCACGUUCCUGUUUUGUUGAAGGAGGUGGUGGAUCACUUCGAAGGUCGGCGAUUGCUGAAUUAUGUGGACUGCACACUCGGUGCUGGAGGCCAUGCUUGCGCUGUUCUAUCAGCUCACUCAGAGAUGGAGACGUUUGUCGGGUUUGAUGUUGAUCCAGUAGCUCACGCCGAGGCUGAGCCCAGGUUACAGCAAGUUAUCAGCACUCGUUCAUCCCCCAGCUCUGAGUUGAAUCUUCACUUGAUACGAACAAACUUCAGAAAUAUCAAGACCGCUCUUAGAGAGAUGAAUCCGAAGCUUGCAGAUGGAGGAGUUGAUGGUAUUCUCAUGGACCUGGGCAUGUCUUCAAUGCAGGUAAAUGAAGGAGAAAGAGGGUUCAGUUUUAUGCGAGAAGGACCUGCGGACAUGCGAAUGGAUCCAACUUCAAGCUUGAAAGCAGAAGAGAUACUCAAUUCGUGGCCAGAGGCCGAAGUGGGACGGAUUCUUAGAGAUUAUGGUGACGAGCGGCGAUGGAAACACAUAGCAAGGAAGAUCGUUCAGCAACGUCUUUCGGGUGGUAUUAACACCACCUCUGAGCUAGUUGCAGUUAUUGGAGGCAGUUCCUUUACAAGAUCAGGUAAGAAUGGACGACUGAAGCCGGGUAUGCACCCAGCUACGCGAAGUUUUCAGGCUCUGCGUAUAGCAGUCAACGACGAGUUGAAAUCCCUUGAAGUUGCCCUAUCCGAUGCUUUUAGUUGCUUGUCACCUGGUGGACGACUACAGGUUAUUUCAUUUCACAGUCUUGAGGACAGAAUAGUGAAGCAGUUUUUCCUAAAUGCAGCAGGGCUGCAAAAAAGUUCAAAUGAAGACUAUGAAGAUUCUGAUGUAAGGGCUCCUCAAGAGUAUAACCACAUUCCUGGCGAAACGAGACAUAGCAAAUACAUUAGGAAAAAAUCACUCACAAACGAGCUUGGGGAAAGAAGUGGAAGGAUAAAGAAUGUAGCUGAAGGCAGGUAUGCCAAAAUUCUUACGAAGAGGCCCAUUGCUCCGAGUGAUGAGGAAAUGUCUGUCAACCCUAGAAGUAGAAGCGCAAAAUUGAGAGUGAUUGAAAAGAAAUAAAGUGCACAAAAUAGUUCAAGA
Molecule: messenger RNA, 1496 nt
Organism: Marchantia polymorpha subsp. ruderalis
Lineage: Eukaryota; Viridiplantae; Streptophyta; Marchantiopsida; Marchantiales; Marchantiaceae
Source: the annotation of a GenBank genome assembly